UCAGUUGCGACUGUAAUUGAAAGCGACUGAGCCCAAAUAACAGCCGACAUGUUCUGACACUCAUUGUUGCGGUGCGGAAGAGCCGUCAUGUGUUUUGGAGGAUCUUCCAGCAGGAAACAGAACAUUUGCUUGCUUUUCGUCAUAUGACCACUGGGACUGAGAGAUAAACAAAGAGCCUUUUACAGAGAACACACACACACAUCAACAGUUGGUUACGUCACAGAACUCAGACGGACAACUGCGUAUUGGCACUAAUUUGCGUGAGCUACAAUAAUGCAUGAUAGAUGAGCGGACCAUCUCAAAGAAACACCUCCUUCCUCCUGCUUGUUACUGGAAUGUCUUCACUCUUCAACUCGUAAAGUUGCUAUAGUGAGUUUCCUUGUUGAAGAAGAGUCCCAUCCCAGGGACAAUUCAGCCUAGACUCAGAGCACAACCAGUAGAGCUUUGAAUGGAAAUUCUACAAAGACGGGUCCAACAUUUCACCAGGUUUUCUAGCUUGUUCGGCUCAUGAAAGCUCCCCCUGGGUCCAGUCAGAGCAGGGUCAAGAGGCCUGAGGAGACCACCGUGCAGGAGGAGGUGACAUGGAAUUUGUACAUUUUUAUACCGACUGGGACUGGAAAGUGGAUCACUCAGUGUGUGAGGGUCACACUUUAAGGAGCCCAGAGGAGCGACUCACUCCAGAGCAGUGCUGGUGUCUGCAGAUGGAUCUGUCCUGGCUGACGUCGAGGGUCCGUCCACCAACCACUGGCUGGUGGGUGUAGCCAAAUGUAUCGAAACAAUCAAUGACAUGGUCCAGAGAGCCAAGGUGAAGGCGGGGCUUGAUCCAGACACAGCCCUUCGCGUGCUGGGCAUGUCCCUCAGUGGAGGGGACGAGAAAGCAGCCCUUGACAGUUUGAUCGCUGAAAUGAAGAGGACGUUCCCAAAUCUUUCGGAACGUUUCUUCAUCACCACCGAUGCCAUCGGUGCCGUGGCGACGGCCACUGACCAGGGAGGAAUCGUGCUGAUUUCAGGCACCGGGUCCAACUGUAAAUUGGUGAAUCCUGAUGGCUCCUGUGUGGGCUGCGGGGGCUGGGGCCACUUGAUGGGCGACGAGGGCUCCGCAUUUUGGAUCGCUCACUUGGCCGUGAAGACCGUGUUUGAUGCCCAAGACAAACUGGCCACACCCCCUCAUGACGUCACAUAUGUGAGGAAGGCCAUGGAGGAAUACUUCCAGGUGUCAGGUCUGAUGGGAAUGCUUCCUCACCUCUACAGAGACUUCAACAAGACGCACUUCGCUGGAUUCUGUCUGAAACUAGCCGAAGGUGCAGCAGGAGGCGAUGCGCUCUGUCGUCACGUCUUCACGGAAGCAGGAAAGGUUUUGGCCAGUCACGUGAAGGCAGUUUUGCCUAAAGCUCACCAGUCACUGUUGGACAACCAGCUGGGCGUUCCAAUCCUGUGCGUGGGCUCGGUGUGGAAGAGUUGGCCCCUCCUCCAGUCAGGAUUCACCCAAGUUCUGGACCAGGCGGCCUCCUCUGAUGAGCUGAAAGGCCGUUUCCGUGGCUACAGCCUCCUGACUCUGAGACAGUCUUCAGCACUGGGAGGUGCCAGUCUGGGAGCGCGGAGCAUCGGUGAUGUCAUCAGCAUGGACUACAGCGCCAACAGCGACCAGUUCUACAUCCACUCCUUCAGCCAGUAGAGAAUCAGCUGCUCCCAGAUCAGUCAUGCCACAAACCUGUCAAUUGAAUGGACCACCAGACCAAACCUCUCUGUUAACCUUCAUUUCCUUUUGACUGACUCUGGAGUUAUACACUUCCCUUCCUCCCAAAUAGAAGAAAAUGUAAACACAUUUAAAUGACAGUUCAUUCUGUUUGGUCAGCCUUAAACAACAUCCACUCGUCCAGCAGUUCACCUUCAGAAACUGCGAGGCGGCUUGUUCUUAAAGAGUCCAGGACCAUGGGUGGUGGACCAGAACUGCCCACAUCAGCAGCAUCCUGGGAGUCCACCCUCUUGAAACUGGUCAUUUUAUGCAAGCAAAGCAAAAA
Molecule: messenger RNA, 2021 nt
Organism: Synchiropus splendidus (mandarinfish)
Lineage: Eukaryota; Metazoa; Chordata; Actinopteri; Syngnathiformes; Callionymidae
Gene: nagk
Product: N-acetylglucosamine kinase
Exons: 10
Coding region: 788-1675 (295 amino acids)
Molecular function (GO): N-acetylglucosamine kinase activity
Source: RefSeq, a predicted model, not a curated record